CACGUGGUCCCACCAUGUCACGCCGCACGCAACUCAGCAACUGCAAGUUGGCUCCCCCCAACCCCGAAAGGCAUCGUCCAGUCCGGUCCAGCCCAGCCCUCGCAGGCUGCACCGUUUCCCUCCUUCUCCGAGUCCCAUCACCGCUCCAAAACUCCACCUCUAGAUGGAACGGUUCAGGACAGAGAGACGGGUUCAUAUUCAAGAUUCCAGAUCUGAUCCCCCCAAAGACGGUGAUAUCGAGGAUGAAGACUCCUCCCGAGUGCGAUACGAUGACGAAUUUGAACAAGAGGGAAAUUUGCGCCUGAAUUUCUCCAACGGAAGUGUUUCCGAAGAUCAGGAGCCGUUCAUGGGCAUCAAGGUCCGACGAAAGGCAUCUCUUCACAGAGAUUUUAAGGGGGACUACAUCGAUGUCCCUUCACAGCCUUUUUUGAUGAAAAUUUUGCAGAAACAAGGGGACAAGCAAGUUCUGUUUGCAGAUAAAGUUUUGAAGUUCACUGGCUCAGGGAAAAUGAAGAAACGUAUUCUCUUAAUUACUGGUUUUGCCAUUUAUAUUGUUGACCCAGAAACUGGUGCCCUUAAAAGGAGGAUAGCCCUUGCAGCUGUUGAGAGAAUGUGUCUGAGCGAACUACGUGAUAACUUUUUUGCAGUAGUAAUUCCAACAGAGUAUGAUCUAUUCAUGGCCAGUACUCGAAAGACUGAAAUUGUCACGGUGCUAGUGGAAGCUACCAAGAGUGCUUCAGAUUAUCAACUUGAUGUGGUUUUCUCCAACAGGUUUGAGUAUAAUGCUGCGGCAGACACUGUAAAGGAAAUCCAGUUUGAGGAAGUUGAAGGGGGUGUGAAAACAAGAAUUUUGAGGAAGUGAGUUGCAGUGCCUUUUUUUGUGACGUCUGUAAACUUAGUAGGAGAUACGUACAGUUAAUGAUUGUGGGGCAAUUGUGUGACCAGGGUUCUCACAGGCAUAGUUUGGCGUCUCUUUUUGAUUGUCUGAGGUUUACCUGUAAUUCUGAUACCUCAAAUUUCAAAAUGAAAGAAAUAUAUAUACGUGAUGUAAAAUUUUUACAUGAAGCCAGAUUGGCGGAUUUAUCUGGAUGAAUGAAAAUGGGCCCCCGGAUCCCGUGAAUUUUACCUGUUUCAA
Molecule: messenger RNA, 1135 nt
Organism: Neltuma alba
Lineage: Eukaryota; Viridiplantae; Streptophyta; Magnoliopsida; Fabales; Fabaceae
Product: myosin IB heavy chain-like
Exons: 4
Coding region: 164-862 (232 amino acids)
Cellular component (GO): myosin complex
Molecular function (GO): cytoskeletal motor activity
Source: RefSeq, a predicted model, not a curated record